This is a messenger RNA of Caenorhabditis briggsae, 747 nucleotides long. Bases 1 to 747 code for a protein of 248 amino acids. The transcript has 4 exons. The record is from RefSeq and is a predicted model, not a curated record. NCBI's taxonomy places the organism in Eukaryota, Metazoa, Nematoda, Chromadorea, Rhabditida, Rhabditidae.
AUGAGCUCGCCAAGCCAAUCAUCAUCCGCUCCAUCGCCUCCCAAAAGCCAGAGAAAGUCGCGGAGCGACGAUAAUAAUCCCCAGAAUCCCAUCUCAGACGAGGAGUCACUGCAAGUAAACCUCAACAGCUCCCCUGCUUGCUCACCGGCUCGUCGUGCAUUGUCCAUUGACCUAAUGAAGAGCCCUGUUGGCACAAAAAUGACCGAUCUUUCCCGUACCCCUCCACCGGUUCAUAAGAAGAAGGCGCAUCGUGGAGGUCAUGGAAUAGAUCUGCGUCAGAGAUCAAGCUCGUAUGAUAUUCACUCCAGUUCAUCGAAUCCUCAUCACUCUCCUAUUCGUCAUGCAUCACUUCCAGUUUUGAAUUUGGACGAUGGGAUUGGAAACUUUGGACGCAUGACCAUUCACACUCCUGCGCCACCAGUUCGCCGAGCUCCGAAACGCAAGACGAUGGACAUCAAUGAAGGAGCCACAUCUUCAACUGCUUCUGAUAUUCCCCUUGUCAAGAUGCAACGCACAGAUUUUGCCACGUCCGGGACUAGUGGCCAAGGAUCGGCAAUUACUUCUGCGAGCCGCAGAGUUUCCCGUCCGCGUCGAGUUCUACAUCGCCGUUCACUGUUCAGUCCAAAGCCAGCGUCCACCUCUGAGAAAGCAGCUAUUCCUUCUGGACAAUCGAAAAACGACGUCCCGUCCGGUUCUUCCAACAUCCCAAAAACUGCAGAGAGCUCGCCGGAGAAGAUGGACGAAUAG